This is a messenger RNA of Scomber japonicus (chub mackerel), 3710 nucleotides long. RefSeq names its product p53-induced death domain protein 1 (gene pidd1). The transcript is spliced from 15 exons. Lineage: Eukaryota; Metazoa; Chordata; Actinopteri; Scombriformes; Scombridae. Gene Ontology annotation, molecular function: protein binding. Gene Ontology annotation, biological process: apoptotic process; signal transduction; DNA damage response. The record is from RefSeq and is a predicted model, not a curated record. The coding region runs from base 385 to 3375 and encodes 996 amino acids.
GAAGUAAGGAAGGGAAGCGAGAAGAAGACAGAGCAGACUGGAGAAACAAGUUAACUUUACACACUAUUUAGAUAUUAACGUUUCUUUAGCUCGUGAAGUAACAUUAGUAACGGACGAUUAAAGGUCACUAACGUCGCUGUAAGGGUCAUCAGAUGUGUAAUUUUAGCUAACAUUAACGUGAAGAUGGUGACGCUGUUUAGCCACUAAGUUAGCUUCUUCGUUACACCAACUACAAACAUGCAAAGUAAACAUGACUAACAACAUGUUCUUCAUCGCUUCUCGUGACAGUUUUUUAUCUCUGUGAACAUGUCCAAACGUGUUCUGCGUACGUACACAUCAUGCAGAAGGAAAAACCUCCUGGUUGCUGUCUAAACUGUGGUUAGGAUGGAGAGAAGCAGCGAGGAAGGGGCAGCUGCUGAUGAAGAGGAUAGAGACCAGGCAGGCGGGUCGGAGGAUGAAGGGGUGGAAGUGACACCUGCAUGUAACCCAUUAGAAACCGUAUCCAGAGAUGGAGGACCAGACCUUUCUAUUGACGUUUUGGCUCUUAGGCUCUGGAAAGGACUUAUGCACCAGGACCAGGAGGAGUCAGAGAGAAAGACUGGACCACAUAUAUCAAGAGGCGGAGGGGAGGUGGUGGAGCCGGAGAGAGAUGCUCCUUCUGUGUCUCCAUUCAGCUUCAUGGACACCUGUGCUCCUUCCAUAUCAAGCCUCUCCUCUUCAUACUCCUCCACCCACCAUCAUGCCAAUUUUUCAUCAUCCUCGUCUUCCUCCUCCUUGUCUCUGACUCCACCCCUGCCUCCUUCUGUGGAGCUCUCAGCUGUGUUGACUGACACCAGGCUGACCCUGGAUGUGUACCCGGGGGGAGCAGCUGCACUGCCUCUGCUCUGGAGGUCCGUCCCAGACCAGCUGAAGGCCCUCCAGUACCUGAGACUGGGCUCUGAGGAUAAACCGGCGCUGGAUGCUGCACUGGAUGUCCUACCCCAUAUGACACAGCUGAGCUCAGUGGCUAUUAGAGGACACUGUUUUUACGAUUCGCAAGGUGACCCCCUGCCUGGCCUCCUCACCACUUUGCCCGCAUCCGUUUCAUCCCUUUCUCUUUUGGUGCACCUGGAUCUCUCUUUCAACCAGCUGUCCUGUCUGCCACCCUGCCUCCUCAGACUGCCUGCUCUGUCCUCCUUGCUCCUCUGCCACAACCACCUCUCAGCUUUGCCCUCUGAUAUAGACCAGCUGUCCACCCUCACCUACCUCUCCCUACUGGGGAACCAGCUGGUCUCACUUCCCCCGAACCUGGGUCAGCUGAAAGCACUACAGACACUGGAUGUUUCAUAUAACCAUCUCCAGGAACUACCUGAUGAAAUUGGUGAUCUGGGAGAGCUCGUUAAGCUGGAACUGUCCCACAACAAGCUGAAGCAGCUACCAGAGACCAUGGGCUCUCUUCUCUCACUCAGGGAGCUUGUCAUCUACAGCAAUGACCUACGCAUGAUCCCACAUUGUCUGAACAAACUGCCUCUGCUGAGAAUAGAAGUGCGUGACAAUCCUUUGGGACGACCCCCAACCCCUCCUCCUCUCCCUCCUCCAUCUGAUCAAACAGAAACAAAUAUUCCAGAGCUGCAUCUGGGAUUUACUGAGCACAGUUUCUGUGUGUCGUCUGCUGGGUGUCAUGUGUUUAUCCCAGGGGGGGCUGAGCUACUGUUCCCUCCGGGGUGUCUGGUGAGAAGGACGAGGCUAGAGUGGGUUGAGAGAAGGCCAGAAAGGAAGUGGGUGUGGCUCGAGGAGCAUGAUAUCCUACUGAGUCGUCCGCUGGAGCUGCGUCCCCAUGGGAUUACAUUUCUGAAGCCAGUGGAGGUGUGUGUGCCGUACCAUCGGACAAAAAGAAGAGAGGUGGUUGUUCGGAAGUUUGAUGGACAGUCGUGGAGCACUCUGUCCACUGUACUGAGGACAGGAAGUGAAAAUCACAGCAGUCACCCUGGGGGACGUCCAGCCAGGCUGGCCUGCUGCUCAGUGAACCAGUUCUCCUGGUUUAUGGCAGUGUCCCGUCCAGUGAAGGACAUUUGCUCCGUUACACCAGCUGGAGCCUUGUUGGUUUCCAGCUCUGAUCCUGGAAUCAAGCUUCACUUCCCUCCAGACUCCACCGUUGAGACCCGCGCUAUAACUUUACAGGUGCUGCAGGUGUCUACGUCAGAAGUGCAGGCACUGGUUGGGGAUCCUCAGGCCAGUGUCAGCCCUCUCCUCUGCCUUUCCCAAACUCCCAGCUUACAGUUCUUGCAGCCCAUCAAAGUUCAGGUCCCUCUGCCAGCUGGAGUCACAGGUCACACAGUUGAUAAGUCCUGUUUGCAUCUGCUACAUGGAGACCCUGCUGGCCAAACCUGGACUGACAUCACAUCCCAAGUGUCUCUCUAUUUCACUCAUGUGUAUGCUGUUUUCUACAUCACACAUUUCUCCUGGUACUGGCUGUGGUACACCACUAAGACCUGUGUUAGUGGGGUGGUUAGAAAGGUGUAUCAAAAGCUAAAACAGUUUAAAGUCCAGUUCUUCGUCCUCCAGCGGAAAGCUGAUCCUUCACAAGUCCUCCUACAGUGUUUACCCUCUACCAAGGUGGACGACAGAGUGCAGUCUCUGGCAGAGCAAUACGAAGGACCUCAGCCUUCAGACGUGUGUGACCUGCUUGAAGGAGAGCAGUUCUUCGCUGGCUUCGAGAGGGGCUUAGAUAUCAGCGCAGACAGACCAGACUGUGUGGGAGGAAGGCUACGGUUUGAGUUUUACUCCAGCCUGAAAAAUCUUAAGGAAGUGUACAUCUCACCAGCUCAGGGACAGAAGGGGCCUGUGAGGGGACAAGUAUCUUUUUAUAGAGGGGAGAUUCCCAGCGAUCUGCCAGAGGAAGUGGCGAGAAAGAGGAAAGGACACGACAACCAGUGGCUGGCAACUUUACCACUGAGACUUCCUGCUCUAAACUCAGAGAAUAAUUACAUCAUGGAGGAGGUGGAGUACCCUCCUCUGAACCUGGGUGACCCUGAGAGCGGCUACCUGACCGAAGCCAACAUGCUGUCCAUCUCUCUGCAGAUUGGACAGGACUGGCGCGUCAUUGGCAUCAAUCUUGGCUUGAGCUACACAGAGUUGGACCGCAUUCAGUACAAGCACAGGGACAAUCUGGGAGCACUGGUGCUGGACAUGCUGUUCCACUGGGCCAAGGGACAGAGGAACGCAGGUCCUGGAGCCGUGUCGAGGCUGAUGGCCGCCAUGGUCGAGAGCGGCAGGAGAGACCUGGCAGAAGAAAUCGAGGACAUUGUCAAUUUAGGAAGGAGAAAGUACACAGAGUCACUGAGAAGAGUGGGACUGGAAGCAGAGAGCCCCUCCCUCAGUGAUACACAGCAGUAGAUAAGCUCAUGCUGGGUGCAGAUGGCUGACUUACACUUGAGUAACCUGUUUGUUUAAAGUGUACCCCAUCACCUCCUCCUGCUGUCUCUGUCCGGUGUCCUGGAGUACAAAAAUGUGUUGUUUUUUUUCCACAAUCAUGAUGACCAGUUACCAGCUGGUGGCACCUUAUCACAGAACCCGCAGAAGAACGGGUAAAAUGAACAAACUACUUGAGGCUAAUGGCAUCUGCCUUUUUUAUAUUUAUUUCUCUACUUUCCACUUUAAAAAAAACGGUCUCCAUAUGGGAAGUAAUCCUAUAGAAACCCAUUUCCACCAAAAAAAACUCUCUAAACAAA